AUGCUAGACAUUAAAGUGCCAACUUCUAGGCCAAUCCUGAUCUUCAGGAAUCCAUCUGGGCCCUUCAUCAGCCAAGAUGCAUUCCUGUAUAUACGGAUGGUGCUAGGAGUUGGCAUGAAUAAGCACUGUUUGAAAAUGCAGACAGAUCUCGGUGCACACUUCCACAGCAAAGUUGCACGCCUGUUGACGGAAGAGCUCUUGAACCCCAAGUGCUUCACACAGCAGCUGGAAGAUCUGGCCUGUUUCUGGGAAACAUCAGAUCUUCUGAAGGAAUCAAAGAACCAGAGCAUGUACAGUUUUUGCUACAAGUUUGAGGAAGACACCGUCCUGAAGUCCUGUAAUUUGACUGUGGAGAACACAUCCAGGAAUACAACACUCUACACCUGCUUCUUUCAAAGGCAGGAUAUCUCAGCUUUCAGCCCCCUGGAGAUCAAAGUCUUUGAGGGGCUGUCCUCUAACAAUACCCUCUACGCCAGAACAAUAUAUGUGGAAAAACUUGUGUUCCUGGACCCUCCCUCUAACCUGACAGUGCAGCUUAUGGAGUCCUCUGGGCAGCUGAAUGUGAGCUGGCAAUCUCCCCCCAUUGCAUAUAUGGAAAGCAGUAUCCGCUAUGAAGUGUCGUCCCCUGAGGGCUACAGACCCCAACGCGUGGAAAGUACCAGUGGGCAGACAUAUUACCUCCUGAAUCUCAAAGGGGGCACUGACUACACUCUGGCUGUUCGGGCCAAGCCGAAUGGAGUCAGCUAUGAUGGCUAUUGGAGUGAAUGGUCACAGGAAGUAUCAGUGGCAAUACCACACGAUCUGGACCCACUCAUUCUGAUUCUCUCUGCCAUUUUAAUUGUGAUUAUCUUGCUUUUGGCUUUCAUCACCCUGAUGUCGAACCGCAGAUUUUUGAAAAAGAAGAUCUGGCCUGUGAUACCCUCCCCGGAGCAUGAAUUCAAAGACCUUUUCACCAUCUACAAAGGCAACUUCCAGUUGUGGUUGGGCCAUCAGAACACUUACCCGUGGUGGAGCCAGAAUACCCACUAUCUGGAGGAGCAGCCAUUUUUGGUGGAACUAUUAUCCGAAUGUGAUGGCCACAAAGUGGACAGCCCUCCCUGUCCUCCUCCCCUUCCCCCCAAGAGCUGCUCUGUAGUGGAGCUGCCUUAUUCUCCAGAAUUGUCUCUGGAUGAUUACCUAGUACUGGAUAAAAAUGUGAUGCCAUGCUGCUUAGGAGGAAACGGCUCCCCGUUUUUGCUGGGUAGGCACAGCAGCAGCGAGGAUUCAGACCUGGUGCUGGCAGAAGAAGCAAGAAUUACGGAGCCCAGCCAAGCUUCUUCUAGCUUCGACUACACCGUGUUUGAUCCCAGCUCCGAAAGUCUCUCUCCAAAAGGUCACCAGGCAGAGCCUCGGUUCAAAAGCAGCUACCAGAUGGUCUCCGACUCGGGGAUCUCUGCCGACUUCAGCCUGGCAGAUUCUACUGCUGGCCCCAUCAGUCUCUACACCAACCUCUGUGAUAGGGCACCACCACCACCACCUUUUCUGCCUACCUACAUUGCAUGUUCAUAGCUCCAACAAGCAUGGAAAGCG
This is a messenger RNA of Thamnophis elegans (Western terrestrial garter snake), 1569 nucleotides long. RefSeq names its product erythropoietin receptor-like. Gene Ontology annotation, molecular function: protein binding; cytokine receptor activity. The record is from RefSeq and is a predicted model, not a curated record. Gene Ontology annotation, biological process: hemopoiesis; positive regulation of cell population proliferation; cytokine-mediated signaling pathway. Gene Ontology annotation, cellular component: external side of plasma membrane; membrane. NCBI's taxonomy places the organism in Eukaryota, Metazoa, Chordata, Lepidosauria, Squamata, Natricidae.